UCUCCUUCGCCGCAUCUCCCCAUCCGCCAUUGUUGUGUUCUCAUCCUCUUCUUCCAUCUCUCUCUCUGUGCGUGCUCUCCGACGUCUCUCCUCUCCCUCUCGCGUGCUUGGUCGCUGUAGGAGGGGGUUCAAUUGAUUUGAGGUAGCCAUGGCUGAGGCACUGUGCAGCGGCAGCGUCGCGUCCCCGUGCGGGGAGGUGGGUGUGGGGUUCGCCGCCGGCCUUGUGAGGGGCGCCGCGGCGGCGGCGGCGCUCGCGGAGUCUGUGCCGAUUGGUGGGUACAGCAGCAAGAGCACGUUCCCGAGUGGGAGGGUGGCGCUCACGGAGAGGAAGGCGAGGCCCCUGCCACGGAAUCUCGAAGCGGCGCAUGGGCAGAUGAACCUGACGAUUGGGAAGGCCAUGAGGUGGUGGGAGAAGUGCCUGCAGCCCAACAUGAGGGAGAUCGAGUCGGCGCAAGACCUCGCCGACUCCCUCCUCAACGCCGGCGACAAGCUCGUCGUCGUCGACUUCUUCUCCCCGGGCUGCGGUGGCUGCCGCGCCCUACACCCCAAGAUUGCUCAACUAGCCGAGAAGAACCCGGAGGUGCUGUUCUUGCAAGUGAACUACGAGAAGCACAAGUCAAUGUGCUACAGCCUCCAUGUUCAUGUUCUGCCAUUCUUCAGGUUCUACAGGGGAGCUCAGGGCCGUGUCAGCAGCUUCAGCUGCACAAACGCAACUAUCAAGAAGUUCAAGGAUGCACUUGCCAAGCAUGGUCCGGACAGGUGUGGCCUCGGCCCGGCGAAGGGGCUCGAGGAGUCGGAGCUCAUGGCGUUGGCCAUAAACAGGGACCUGAACUUCACCUACACACCAAACCAAGACCUUGUCCCAAUUGCAGACGCCCUCCUGAAGGAAGCUGCUGCACCUGGAGGUCCAUGGCUGCCAUUGCCCGCAACGGCGACGCAGCUGUUCAUUCAGGGAUCUGAGAAUUCGCUGUUGUCAUCUGGAAGAUAGCCGGUGGUUCGACGGCAAGAUUGGCUUCAAUUUGUACAUAUUUUUCCGCUUGUUCUAGCCUGAUGUUAUGACAUGCUGAUGCGCAGGCUCAUGAUUUUUGUUUAUGAGCCUGCUGAGUGCUGGAGGCAUGAAAUUCCUUGCCUGACGGACCUGUAUGCGUGAUGCACGUCUGCAUCGAAAAUUGAACAUGCUAGAUUCAUUCAUGAUUGAAUCCCGUAAUCCCUGUAGUAUUCAGGUCUUGAAAGCUUUGAGUUC
This is a messenger RNA of Oryza sativa Japonica Group (Japanese rice), 1243 nucleotides long. The record is from RefSeq and is a predicted model, not a curated record. NCBI's taxonomy places the organism in Eukaryota, Viridiplantae, Streptophyta, Magnoliopsida, Poales, Poaceae.